This is a messenger RNA of Ornithorhynchus anatinus (platypus), 930 nucleotides long. Its product is annotated as vomeronasal 1 receptor ornAnaV1R3235. Gene Ontology annotation, molecular function: pheromone receptor activity. Gene Ontology annotation, cellular component: membrane. NCBI's taxonomy places the organism in Eukaryota, Metazoa, Chordata, Mammalia, Monotremata, Ornithorhynchidae. The transcript has a single exon. The record is from RefSeq and is marked inferred. The coding region runs from base 1 to 930 and encodes 309 amino acids. Gene Ontology annotation, biological process: G protein-coupled receptor signaling pathway.
AUGGAUGGCAUGGUUCUCUCCUUCGGCCUUGCGAUUCUGUUGCAGAUCAGCAUUGGAUCCAUAGUGAACGUCUUCCUCCUUCUGUUCUAUGCAAGCGUCAUCUCCGCCAGCCACAAGCCCAGUUCCCCUGACCUGAUCCUCGCCCACCUGGCCUUGGCCAACACCAUCAUCCUCCUCACCUAUGGAAUCCCGGAAGCCUUGUCAGCUUGGGGCUGGAGAAAUUUCCUGGAUGCGGUUGUAUGUAAAAUCCUCUUUUACCUGUACCGGGUGGCCCGGGGCCUUGUCAUCUCCUCCACCUGCCUCCUGAGUGUCUUCCAGGCCAUCACCAUCAGCCCCGGCACUUCCUGGUUGGCGGGAGCCAAAGCCAAGUUACCCCAGUGCAUCGUCCCCUUCUGUGCCUUCUCUUGGCUCCUCAACAUGUUGAUUGACGUUACUGCCCUGAUCUACAUGACCGGUCCCCAGAACAGCAGCAGCGUCCGACUCUCACUGGAUCUCAAAUACUGCUCGACCAUCAGUGCCAGUGAAGCGAGUGCCCUAGCUGUCGCAGUCGCCUUGGCCCUCCGCGACCUGUUCUUCGUGGGACUCAUGACCCUGACUAGUGGCUACAUGGUGCUCAUUCUCUACAGGCACCACCAGCAGGUCCGACACAUCCACGGGACCAGCCGCUCCUCCAGGGCAAUGCCAGAGGUCACGGCGGCCAAGAGGGUCAUCACCCUGGUCACCUUCUAUGUCCUCCUCUAUGGGAGGCAGACCAUCAUGCUGAGCAUCUUGAUAAACAUGAAGGGGACCUCUCCCCUGCUGAUGAACAUCCACAUGGUGCUGGGGUUUGCCUUUUCAGUCAUAAGUCCAUUCCUGAUGAUCAUGAGUGACAGGCGGAUGGGAACGUUCUGGAGAAGGGGAUCUCCUGGAUCCAAAGCAGAUCCCUCCUAG